Messenger RNA from Quercus lobata, 1158 nucleotides. Its product is annotated as expansin-like B1. Lineage: Eukaryota; Viridiplantae; Streptophyta; Magnoliopsida; Fagales; Fagaceae. The transcript has 4 exons. Gene Ontology annotation, biological process: sexual reproduction. The coding region runs from base 106 to 861 and encodes 251 amino acids. Gene Ontology annotation, cellular component: extracellular region. The record is from RefSeq and is a predicted model, not a curated record.
AUAUCACAGCCUACCUCAUUCUCAUAUGUAUUCUUCUUCUUCUUAUUACUGAAGUCCCAUUUUCAUAGUAUCAUCCUAGUGUUAGGAAACUUGGUCCCUUAAGACAUGGGAUUUGCACUCAAAAACCAAGUCUUUCUUCUUUGUGUCAUGGUACUCUUGCUUGCAGUACUGUGUUACUCUCAAGACACUUUUACCCACUCAAGAGCAACCUAUUAUGGUAGCCCUGAUUGCUAUGGGACCGCAAGUGGAGCUUGUGGCUUUCGCGAGUUUGGAAGGACUGUCAAUGAUGGCAACGUGGCUGGAGUGUCAAAGCUGUUUAGGAAUGGAACUGGUUGUGGUACAUGCUAUCAGGUUAGGUGCACAACACCAGAAGUUUGCGCUGAUGAAGGGGUGAACAUAGUGGUGACUGACCAUGGUGAAGGAGACAGAACUGACUUCAUCCUCAGCCCAAGAGCCUAUUCAAAGUUGGCACGUCCCAACGAUGUUUCGAAGUUGUUUUCUUACGGUGUGGUUGAAAUAGAAUACCGAAGAAUCUCAUGCAAAUACUCUGGUUACAACCUCAUGUUUAAGGUCCAUGAGAAUAGCAAGUAUCCUCACUACCUAUCUAUAGUUUUACUAUACGUUGCUGGACAAAACGACAUCACCGCCGUUGAAUUGUGGCAUGAUAAUUGGCAGCAAUGGAGGGCCAUGCGCAGGGCCUAUGGGGCAGUGUGGGAUAUGGUUAACAUGCCAAGAGGUUCAGUCAAAUUGAGGUUCCAAGUGAGUUGCAACUAUGGUACAACGUGGGUUCAGUCGAAAAAUGUUCUGCCUAGUAAUUGGAAGGCUGGGGUUGCUUAUGACUCGCUCAUUCAGCUCUAUUGAAGCUCUCUUUUUUUAAUUCCAAAGUGUGAUAAGUAAUGGAGCAGUUUGAUAAUGACUUCUUUUUAGUAACUAUGGUACGGUAUUGUACGCUUUCUCAGCACAAGUGCUAGCUCUUAAUUUGCGUUGCUCAAUAAAUAAUAGGAUGGUUGUUCAUUAGAUUCCAACAUUAGUAUAUGUUUGGAACAGUUUGUUAAUCAUUUCCUUUUAGUUACAAGUCUAGGGAUUGUACUAUAUGCUUUGUCAGCACAAGUGCUCUAUGUAUUGCUAUGGACUAGUCAUAAAAUAAAAAUGAAGCUU